AAAUGAGAUGCAUAUUAGUUGCCUAAAUAGGAAAAAAGAAAGUUUAUGAGAAUAUAAACAAAAAUCAUAAAGAAGAUAUAAAAUUGACAACAUUUUACUAUUCUACACAUUGGUACUUUUUAUAAGAAAGGAAGAAAAUUAAAUAAUGUAACUGUGUGUAUGUGUGUGUAUUAAAUGUGGGGUAACACAUAUUCUUAUCGAUUUCAUAUGAUUGUGACUGUAAUUUACAAUAACGACCUCCUUAUUCUUAUAAAAAAGAGAUAUUCAAAGUUAUUAUUUUUUCCCUUUUUUUCGUCUUCUUUAUCUUCUUUAUUAUUACUAUUUCUUCUGUUGGUAAGUCAUUAAAUAAUACUAUUUUAUUCUUCUUCUUCUUCCCUGCCCUAGGAGGAAAUUCUUUUUCUCAUGGUUAUCACUUAUGUAACGCCUUCUGAAUCAACAAGACACCCUAUCUUGCCCUCCUUGAAUUAGGAGGACACUGUAGGGUAUCUUGUUGUUUCAGAGGGCGUUACAUAUUGUGCUAGCCAUGG
Messenger RNA from Cokeromyces recurvatus, 527 nucleotides. RefSeq lists its product as uncharacterized. Lineage: Eukaryota; Fungi; Mucoromycota; Mucoromycetes; Mucorales; Mucoraceae. The transcript is spliced from 2 exons. Bases 175 to 345 code for a protein of 56 amino acids. The record is from RefSeq and is a predicted model, not a curated record.